AUGCCUAUCGAUAAGCUCACACACGUUUUCUAUGCCUUUGCCAAUAUACGCUCUGAUGGGCAAGUCUAUCUUACAGACGAAUGGGCCGAUGUUCAAAAGCACUUCGAGGCGGACUCAUGGAAUGAGUCGAAUGCUACAGCAAGAGCAUACGGGUGUAUUAACCAAAUCAACAAGAUGAAGAAAAGCAACCGCAAUUUGAAAGCUCUUCUUUCUAUUGGAGGAUGGACAUACUCCGCCAACUUUGAAGGUCCGGCUAGCUCCACUACUGGACGCAGAAGGCUUGCAAAGUCCGCUAUAAAACUGAUGCAGGACAUUGGUUUUGAUGGCAUCGACAUUGACUGGGAGUACCCUACCGAUGAUAAUCAGGCACGUAACCUGGUAUCUCUCCUCCAGGAGCUACGUUCGGUACGGAUGUAA
Aspergillus melleus is the source of this 417-nucleotide messenger RNA. RefSeq names its product Chitinase 4. Gene Ontology annotation, biological process: chitin catabolic process; carbohydrate metabolic process. NCBI's taxonomy places the organism in Eukaryota, Fungi, Ascomycota, Eurotiomycetes, Eurotiales, Aspergillaceae. Gene Ontology annotation, cellular component: extracellular region. The coding region runs from base 1 to 417 and encodes 138 amino acids. The record is from RefSeq and is a predicted model, not a curated record. The transcript is spliced from 2 exons. Gene Ontology annotation, molecular function: chitinase activity; chitin binding.